Molecule: messenger RNA, 686 nt
Organism: Homarus americanus (American lobster)
Lineage: Eukaryota; Metazoa; Arthropoda; Malacostraca; Decapoda; Nephropidae
Exons: 2
Coding region: 49-564 (171 amino acids)
Source: RefSeq, a predicted model, not a curated record
CAGGUGGAGCUCAUCAUGGGUCAGUCUCAUCCAGACCUCAUAUAGGUCAUGGUAGCCAUGGUGUUCAUGGUAGCCGUGGUGUUGCUCAUGGUAGCCAUGGUGUUGCUCAUGGUAGCCAUGGUGUUGCUCACGGUAGCCAUGGUGUUGCUCAUGGUAGCCAUGGUGUUGCUCACGGUCACUCCACGGGACUUCAUGGGUCCUACACCCCUGCAAGGCCAGUUUAUGGUGCUCAUCAGUCCAGCUACACGUCCCAUACACCAAGCUAUGGUAGCCAUCAUGGGGGCCACCAUGGAAGCUACACUCCCCCUAGACCAACUUAUGGUGGUCACCACACAAGCUAUACGCCUCAUAGACCAACUUAUGGUGGUCACCAUACAAGCUAUACGCCUUAUCAACCAACAUAUGGUGGUCACCAUACAAGCUAUACGCCUUAUCAACCAACCUAUGGUGUGUCUCAUGGUGUCCAUGGUGGGUCAUCUGUGGGCAGGCACGUCGCUCCCCAUCGUUCAGCAGGAGGCCACGGUUAUGGCCAUUAACAUUCCUGAAACAUGCAACCCAAAGUGAGGAUGGCACAAGUACUUCAAGAACCUGCAAAUUUGAUUCUUGAACCGCAAACUGGUUUUAUUUAUUUAUUUAAAUUCCUACACAUUUGUAACUAAAUAUCCAAUAAAACUGUGAAAUAUGAA